AUGAAGAUAUACUACAUUGGGGUGUUCCGUAGCGGUGGCGAAAAGGCCUUGGAAUUGAGCGAAGUGAAAGACCUAUCGCAGUUUGGGUUCUUUGAAAGAGGGAGUGUGGGCCAAUUUAUGACCUUUUUUGCUGAAACAGUAGCCAGUAGGACUAGUGGAGGUCAAAGGCAGAGUGUCGAAGAAGGAAACUACAUUGGACAUGUGUACUGUCGUUCAGAGGGCCUCUGUGGUGUGCUCAUCACCGAUAAGGAAUAUCCAGUGAGACCUGCAUAUACGUUGUUGAACAAGAUAUUAGAUGAAUAUAUGAUCGCACACCCUGUGAGUGACUGGAAGAACGUAAGCGAGACCAAUGCUUCGUUGCAUAUGAAAGAAUUGGAGAUGUACAUUAGGAAAUACCAGGACCCAUCGCAAGCCGACGCAAUUAUGAAAGUCCAACAGGAAUUGGACGAAACAAAGAUUGUGCUACAUAAGACCAUUGAGAACGUUUUGCAAAGAGGAGAGAAACUAGAUAAUUUGGUCGAUAAGUCGGAAUCUUUGACCGCGAGUUCCAAGAUGUUUUACAAGCAGGCCAAGAAAACAAACUCGUGUUGCAUAAUUAUGUAA
Messenger RNA from Torulaspora delbrueckii, 603 nucleotides. It is a transcript of the gene YKT6, whose product is annotated as palmitoyltransferase YKT6. Gene Ontology annotation, biological process: endoplasmic reticulum to Golgi vesicle-mediated transport. Gene Ontology annotation, cellular component: membrane; Golgi apparatus. The transcript has a single exon. The record is from RefSeq and is a predicted model, not a curated record. Gene Ontology annotation, molecular function: SNAP receptor activity. NCBI's taxonomy places the organism in Eukaryota, Fungi, Ascomycota, Saccharomycetes, Saccharomycetales, Saccharomycetaceae. The coding region runs from base 1 to 603 and encodes 200 amino acids.